UUACAAAUCCAGCAGCAGCAUUGUUUUAUCGUGUGUGGUUUUGCGGUUUUUCUUAUCGAAAAAAUCACUGAAAAUCGUUUCAAACGGGCAGUAUUUCCUAUUAAACCAGAUCUUUGCUUCGCAGAACAGUCAGUCGGUUCUAUUCUUCCCCGGACGACAAAAUGUCUUUCGUUGAUCUUUCCGGUGACGGAGGCGUCCAAAAGCAGAUUCUCCAGGAGGGAACCGGCACGGAGACGCCAUCAAACGGAUGCACCGUGGCACUCCACUACACCGGAACACUGGACUCCGACGGAAAGCAGUUCGAUUCCAGCCGGGACAGGAACGAGCCCUUCGAGUUCAAGCUUGGUCAGGGAUCGGUAAUCAAGGCGUUCGAUAUGGGCGUGGCCACGAUGAAACUGGGCGAACGGUGCAUAUUGAAGUGUGCACCAGAUUACGCGUACGGAGCUUCCGGAAGCCCGCCGAACAUUCCACCGAACUCGACGCUGAAUUUUGAGCUCGAGAUGCUCGGCUGGAAGGGUGAGGACUUGAGUCCCCAGUCAGAUCAGGGCAUUAUUCGGUUCAUUCAGAAGGUCGGAGAAGGCAAGAAGACACCGAACGAUGGAGCCUUCGUAAAAAUUCACUUCGUUGGCCAGUAUGAGGGAAAAGUCUUCGAAGAACGAGAUCUGGAGUUUACCCUCGGGGAAGGCGAGGAAGCCGGCGUGAUUGCCGGAGUGGAAAUUGCCCUGGAAAAGUUCAAGAAGAUGGAAACUUCCAAACUGAUUCUGAAACCGCAGUUUGCCUUUGGAGCGGAAGGAAAGCCCGAUCUGGGCGUACCGGCUAAUGCCGUUGUGGAGUACCUGGUGACGCUGAAGGAGUUCGAGCGCGAGCCGGACAGUUGGAAACUGGACGAUGCCGAACGGAUGGAGCAGGCCAAGCUAUUCAAGGAAAAAGGUACCGGCUACUUCAAGGAAAACAAAUUCAAGCUGGCACUGAAAAUGUACGAGAAAUCGCUGGGCUUCCUGUCGAGCAGUGAUUCUCAAGAAUCAAAGCAGUCUAAACUGGCCGUUUACUUGAAUAAAGCCUUGUGCCAUCAAAAGCUUAAUGAACACGAUGAAGCUAAGGAUGCGUGCAACGAAGCGUUGAACAUCGACAAGAAGAGUGUCAAGGCUUUGUACCGACGUGGCCAAUCCAAGCUGUCCUUGGGCGAUUUCGAAAGGGCAUUGGACGACUUCAACGCAGUUCGUGAAAUCGAACCGGAAAAUAAGGCUGCCCUCAACCAGGUCACAAUUUGCAAGCAGAAAAUCAAAGACUACAACGAACAGCAGAAGAAGGUUUUCGCCAACAUGUUCACCAAAUUUGCGAAAAGCGAUAAGCAGUAAAUUUUCCCAAACCCAACUCCUUCGUAUGAUUAUUGCUACCACUCCUACCUAACUGGAAACCGUAAAUGUACAACGUUCAGCGCGAAGAAGAGUGGCAAAGCAAACAGCCGGACGUGAUGAAGCAAAACUUUGGCGAAUGGCGUGAUGAUGAGCGGGAGCACGAACCGACCCGUUUCGAGCAGGAAAAUCCGGACGUCAUCAUGCUGAACGAAUCGUUGAAAGAUUUUAGAAAUAUGUAAAAGUUCACAUCUUGUGGUAUAGGUUCCAUCCUGCCGGACUUCCCAAGAACACGGUGCGAGUUUCAAUUGUUUUAGUAAUUGCUUUUCGAUGCAUCUCAGUGUAGCAUUUCCCAUAAAAUUCACCUUAGUAAUUAACGCAAAUGAGUUUAUCCUAUUUGAGAAAAGAUACACAUAACUAGUAUGUACAACAGAAAUGAAACGCAUCUUGUCAAAUGAAACAAAAUACAGAAUAAGCUUUGAUGAAAA
Aedes albopictus (Asian tiger mosquito) is the source of this 1843-nucleotide messenger RNA. RefSeq names its product FK506-binding protein 59 (gene Fkbp59). Lineage: Eukaryota; Metazoa; Arthropoda; Insecta; Diptera; Culicidae. The record is from RefSeq and is a predicted model, not a curated record. Bases 162 to 1358 code for a protein of 398 amino acids. Gene Ontology annotation, molecular function: peptidyl-prolyl cis-trans isomerase activity; protein binding. The transcript has 5 exons.